GCUCACCGGACGUGACGACAUUGCAUUUUUAACUUUUAAGCCAUUUAAACUUAAUUUCGCAAUUUCUUGGAGCUCCAGCUCAAUGGUGGGCGUCCACACUUUGUGUUUCUGGGGCAGUUUAUGCCUGAAUGAAGUUGUUGGAGGUAACAGAGGACGGGCUUGAGCUCCCAUCCCGUGAUCCUCUCGGUUCUUGGCAUCUUGCGGAGCAGUUGAGCGGCAGUCAGGAGCAGUUAGCUGUCCGUUAGCUCAGCACCGUUGCGGGGGAAAUAAGCUGCUUUCUAUCAGCUGCCUGCCAGAGACGGAGCGGCUCUCACGAAGAGAGACAAACGUUCCGGAGAAACUUUGAGAAUCUCUCCCUUUUUGUCUCUUGGUGGAUUGUUUGUUAAUUUUUGAAACCGUGGCUGAGGUUGUUUACAUCGCGAUGGCGCAUAUGCUUCCACAGAGGCAGGGAAAACUAGCCCACAGCAGCUAUCUUGGCUAAUUGGUGAGAAAUACUUGAACUGCUGAGAGGCUGGUUCCGCCUCAGACUAAAGUACCGGUGGCUAUUGCUCACACAGAAGUUUGACAAAGGCCUUUUUACUACUCCGCUGCCCGGAUAUAAGGGAGGCCGAUCCAAUUUUUCGGGGUCCGGCCUUGGGGUUUUUACACUUUUACUAAACAGCAGAUAGAAGGAUGAACUCUGGGGAAAUGUGCUGUGACGGUACGUGUCUUUAUCCCAUCGCUCAGCAGUGAACUGCUUCGCAACACGUUGGUGCGGUACUUCGUUUCCUCUGGGCAGCCAGAAACGCUAACAAUGUCGAAAAUAACAGGAAAGAAGAAGAGUUGCUUCGAGAUUACGAGUGUAACUCAGGCUGAGGUGGACGGCAGCAAGCGGGUGGACGAUCCGGAGGAACCCGGGACUGAGCUCAGGUCUUCGGAGAUAUUUGAUCGGGUCGAUGCGGGGGUGUGCGACCGGAGCUCAUCAGAGGAAACUUUGAACAACGUCGGGGAGUGUCAGGAGGGCCAGCUGCCUAUUACAAGUCCCGUCAAGGGUGGGAUCUCAAUUAAAUCGACAUCCAGUGGUCGUAAUACCCCGCACAAUGUAGGGGGGACUGUGCCUUUUGUUCCCAGCUCCAAUAUGGUAACCAUUGCUCCCACUGUUAUUACCAAUAUGACCCACACAGUUCCUAGCAGCAGUUCUAGUUCUCGAUUUAGGGUAAUUAAACUAGAUCAUAGUAAUGGAGAGCCCUUCAGACGGGGCAGGUGGACUUGUACUGAGUUCUAUGAUAGAGAAUCCGAUUCAGGAGUUCAUCGGACUGUGGACAGCUUAAAGUCCUCUCCAUCCCUUGAUCAAAGUGUGGACAGAGACAGUGGGUUAGGUGCUACUUGCAAUUCUAUUGUCGGUAGCAGUGCUUUUCUUGCACAGGCCCCGGAGAACCACACAGAUAGUGGCUACUCUGUUUCCACUGGACACCACACCCGCUCUCAAGCUUCCGAGUCCCUGCAACAGGGCUACGGUUUGUCUCCUCAGAUUGAGAGUGGAGCAAGUGCCUUCCAGCCCACAGGGUAUGCAGCCACAGCAUCACAGCAGACCAACCAGGCUCAGGUCAACCCCCAGACCUUCUUACCUGACAGCCUCAAUGGUGGGCACCAUGGUGCCAUUAUAACUCCUGCUUCACAUCCACAGCAGUUUGUCUAUUCUCCUCUUGUCAGUCAGCAACACUUUGGGUCAAGCACCCAGAACAUUACUAUGACAUCCUCUUCCAUAGGUUCCACCAGUCAGGUAUCAUCACCUCAGUUUACCCUUUCAAGUCCAGGAGCACAAGGGCUGGGGGGAGAUGCGGGGUCAACCCCGGGCUUCAUGCAACAGAUGGGCAAUGCAUCAGUCAUGCCCCUCCUCAUUUCAGGGAGCACACAACAGCAGCCUUCAGGUGGACCGGGCAGCGUCCCUGCACCCUCCGCAACCGCCCUCUCUAUCCACAGCGUUGGCCAGAACGUGCCUGCCACAGUGCCAAGUACAACCAGCAUGCCUACGGGUGUGUCGAGUCAGGCAGCAGAACUCAUCCAGCUUCAGGGAGCAUACGGAGGAGUCAUUAACCCGGCAGAGGACGGUAGGCAGGUGGGCGAAGCCCUGUCUAUGCAAAGCGUCGGUGCGGGGCCAGCGAAUGACUACGUAAAGUCUCCCAUCGGCGAGGGUCUCAGCUUGUCCAGUCCUUCUGUCAACAGCUUUUUUGGCAUCCAGAUUACAAUGAAUGAGGAUGGAGACGGUGUGUCUGGUGCCAGUGUGGUGGCCAUCGAUAACAAGAUUGAGCAGGCCAUGGACUUGGUGAAGAGCCACCUGAUGUACGCUGUCCGUGAAGAGGUGGAGGUGCUGAAGGAGCAGAUCAAGGAGCUGUACGAGAGAAACUCUGUGCUGGAGCGUGAGAACGCCGUGCUGAAGUCUCUGGCUAACACGCAGCAGCUCAGCCAGCUGUCCAGCUGCCUUUCGCCGCCGCUGCAGCUGCACCAGCCCCCGUUCAUCAAAAACAGCGCCCACUCUCUGGUCCACCACGAGGGGAGCCAGGGCGUCUCCUAUCAGCCAAACAUCACUUCGGCGUGAACUCCCCCCUCCUUUCCCCCCUUCCCCCCUUUAAACACAUGUUUAAAGACAUACCUCCCACGGACAGGAGCAGAAUGUCCUCGUUGGGGAGAAAACAUCAAACUGUCCUCUUAGCCCUGAAAGCAAAAGGCAUGGCUCUGCUCAGUGGGUUAGAAUGCAUCGUAGCCAACGCAGGGCCUUCACACUAAGACAUUUACCAACACUUGUCUUAUCGUGCCCUGUGAUUGGCUGCAUGCGAGCUGUAAAACCGAAUGUUGUCCUUGUGCAGGAGACUGUGGCGGGGGGCUUCACGAGCUCAGUGAGCUUAAGUUGUGCUGGAAGACCGUGUUGGCGACAGGGGUCCUGCGAGAAAACAUCCGACCCAAACUGUCCUCCAAGUGUCCACAUCCCCACAUCACUCCAGAGGAAGAGGAGGCCAGACUGCAGACAUGGCGCCGGUCGGAAUGAGCGGAGAAAGAAAAAGUCCUCGUUGAGCGGAGGAGGACAGGAUCGGUUGUCUCUGCUCGACUAGAGCGAGACGAGAGCCUACGCUCAUUUUAAAAAAAAAUUUGAAAAUAUAUACAUAUGCUGCAUUGAAUGCUUGUUUUCUUGGAGCAACCGUACUUUGCCAUGAAUCGUAAUAAAUACUCAUCAGUAGUUCAGUUUUAGCAAAUUUUUUUUUUCAUUUAUUUAUUUCAGGGCUGCUAUUUUUAUAAUGUAAAAUGAACAAUGUCAUGAAGUUACAGAAUCAAAACACCUUUCUUCAGUUUUUUUGUUUUUGGUAUUUUAACACCUGUCAGAUAUAAUAGUUACUUGUUUUUCCAACAUGAAUAAGUAGGCAAUAAGUUCCUUGCUUGAAAUUGUUCUCAUGAAAUGGUGGUAACACUAAAGGUGAGCUUUUAUGAGGUGAAAUCCAGGUUGAAUGUAUAUUUUGCAAAGUAUUAAAGAGCGUGGAGGGUUUGUACAAUAUCUGUUAAGAUAUAGCAUAUGUGAUGGGAUGUUUCAAUAAAGAAAACUAUUAAUUUACUUUUUCUAGGCUUUUUUUUUUUUUUUGGUCAAAGCAAAAACAGAAAUUAAUUUUGGGGUUUUUUUUUUUUUUGAGGGGAGAGAUGAAACUGUGAAAAUUGUUCAACCUACUUUAUAACCAAAGACUCAAACUGUGUUAAGUCAUUAUUUUCAUUCUUAUUAAAUGCACGUUAUUUUUUUCUAACUCUCCUUCCCUGUAUGUUUUGUUGCUGUUUUGCAUCUUCUACGUGAUCUGUAAUCAGACCACCUUCUGACCUCCACGUUUGGUUUAAAUCCAGCUCUCAUAUUUUCUGUCAAGUAUGUGAAUGAUCGUAAGAUGAUUUGUGAUGAAUGGAACUGUGAGCAGGCGGGGUGGAGUAAAUAAGUGGUUGAAGCAAAAGGGUUAUGGUGGUAAAACAAAAGGUUGGAGACGUAUUUUACUUGAGGAUGAGGGAGGAACCAUCUUUAUUGUUCUCGUAUUGUUAAAUCUGAUAUGCAGAAGAAAGCUGUUGUUGCGUUGGAGAUUUGCAACACUGCUUAGAAAGACAGGAGCAAGAACCGCAGAACCUGUUUAAACAUCUCACACUUAUUACGGGAUGUUCUGUUCGUUUUGCGUCUCUGUGCCUCCCGGGCCGAUGCCUGCAGUUGACGGGCCGUUCUGUCCAUUUCUUUGUGGCCUAGAACCGAACCAAACCAAACUGCUUGAUGUUUGUACAAUCAGACAUAGUUUUGUUUUGAAUCCCCCCCCCCCCCCCCCCCCCCCCCUUACUUUUUUUUUGUUCAUUUGAAGGAGAGGCUGUGUACAUGCCAAAUGUACUGUAUGAAAGUGAUCAUUGAGCCUUGGAGAAAAUGUCAAAACAAAUUCCCUUGCAAUGUGCUGUUAAAGACUAUUCUAGUUUUCAUUCAGAAAUAAAUGACUUGUUUUUAUCA
This is a messenger RNA of Girardinichthys multiradiatus, 4492 nucleotides long. RefSeq names its product TSC22 domain family 2 (gene tsc22d2). Bases 794 to 2578 code for a protein of 594 amino acids. The transcript has 3 exons. Gene Ontology annotation, biological process: regulation of transcription by RNA polymerase II. NCBI's taxonomy places the organism in Eukaryota, Metazoa, Chordata, Actinopteri, Cyprinodontiformes, Goodeidae. The record is from RefSeq and is a predicted model, not a curated record.